ACUAGCAAUGAUACAGCAAUUAUCACGAAAAUUUCGUUGCGUAUAUUCAAAUAUUAUGAUACAUUAUGAUACAGUCUCGUAUAAAGAACAAUAUACAUUGCAUAAUUCAAAUUAAAAAAAACUAUAAUGACGUCAAAAAUUACCAAAUCAAAAAAUGAAGAUGCAAACAAUGGAAAAACAUGGUUCGAAAUAUUGGUCAUUCUUAUAGUGUCAUUCGUUAGCUUAUCUGCAGGUAUACUAAUGACCUGGCCGUCACCUUUCAUCAUACAAAUAGUGAAUAACAAGGAAAAAUAUGAUAUAACCGAAGAAGAAGCAUCUUAUUUCACAGUAUUCAACACAGUGGGUGUUAUAGUGUUCCCACCUUUAUUAACACCAAUAGUUAAUCGUUUUGGUAGAAAAAAACUGUUAUUACUCACUUCAGUAUUUUAUAUGAUCACAUUUAUUAUCAAAGCGUUUGCUAGAUCAUUGUGGUUGUUCUAUUUCGCUAGAUUUUUAAAUGGAUUCGGGGAUAGUAUUACUUAUACUUGUGUAGUUGUUUACAUUGGAGAAAUCACAACUCCUAAAGUAAGAGGUGUUUGGGGAAAUGCAGUCGUCUGGUUCGGAUUUUUGGGUCAAUUCAUCAUAAACGUCCUAGGAAUAUACUUUGAUGUAACCACUACGUCCUUCAUAUGUUUAACAAUUCCUACAUUUUUGCUGAUAGUUUUUCCAUUCAUGCCCGAAAGUCCUUAUUUCUAUUUAUCUAAAGGUAGAGAAGAAGAGGCUAAAACAAGUUUGAGAAAGUUACGACGUAAACUUAAUAUAGAAGAUGAAUUUAUGAGGAUGAAGACGGCAAUAGAGAAAGAAGAAACUGGCUCUUGGGGAGAUUUGUUUAAAAAUAAGGUUAAUAGGAGAGCUUUAGUUACAGCGAUGUUUCUAAGAGUAUCACAAAUUUGGUGUGGAAUUUUCACAUUCGGUCCUUAUAUACAACUGAUAUUUCAGAAAUCCGGUAGCAAUUUGAGUCCAGAGCUUUGCACUAUCAUUUAUACAUUCGUUAAUUUCCUUUUCUACUCUUCUGCGGCUUAUGGUUCAAAUAAACUUGGUAGACGCGUUUCAUUGAUAUCAUCGUUAGUUUUAACUUCAAUAGUAUUCAUUUUAGAAGCUAUUUAUUUUUUUAUUGAUGAUUAUUACAAUAUUAUAGACCUUACAUCGCUAAGAUGGUUUCCUUUAGUAGGAUUAAUGGUUUUCUUACUGUUUUCAUGCUACGGAAUCGGAACUAUACCUUUUCUCAUGCCUGGGGAAUUGUUUGCUCCUAGUAUAAAAGCAAAAGGUGUCGCAUUAGUGAUUUGCAUUUUCGGUCUAUCAAAUUUCAUAGUUAAUACUUUGUUUUAUAAUUUAAUGACAACAGCAGGUUUGGGAGCGCCGUUUUUAUUUUUUGGAAUAUGUAGUAUCAUUUCUGCGAUCGUAUUUUACAAAAUUCUUCCAGAAACAAAGAACAAAACUCUCGAAGAGAUUCAAAUCAUCUUGAGUAAAAUGUGAAUGAUCUGUAUAGGAAAUAUACUCAUCCGCAUGAGAUAUAUUGACUCAUCACCGAAAAUUAAGGAUCUUGGAAAACUAAUGCAGGGUUAAUUUAAAGUAUAAACAUUUUCAAAUUUUACGAAAGAAUUUGAGAAGUAUUGCAUGGUUGCAAUAGGAGCAUAUUUUUUGUUAAAAAUUUUGUAAUAAAUUAUUGAAAAGCCAUGUUAAUUUGAAUUUUACAUUUCAAUCUAAAUAUGUUCACUGAUGCGCUAUAUUUUCGCGAUAUAACGAAAAUACCAACAUAACAUAUACCUUUCUAUUUUUGCUAAAUUAUAAUAUCAAGUUUAGGUUAUUUCAAAAACUGUAGAGAUGAGAUUUUUCUUGCUAAUGAAAUGUCUAAUUACGAAAAAUAUUUUUUCUACGACCGUGCGUUUUAACCCACUUUCCCGCACGCAUUUUAGUUUUGAAAGUGUCACUAGUAAAAUUAUGCGCAAAUUUUGACCUUAUUCGAUAGUUUUUUACUUCUGAGAUUAUAACUACUGUUACUACAGGUAAAUAAAUAUUUACAAAAUAGUCCAUCAAAUAAAAUUUAAACCUUUUCUAGCUUUUUGUAGCAUUUUUAAUUUUUUGAAAAUAUAAAAUAAUACAGAUAUUUUUUAUAUAACCAUGUAAUUGUUACUAAAACAUCAAAGUUGUUCAAAACGUCUUGGAAGUGACCGAAUAAGUGCAAUCUUCUUCUAAAUUAAACCACAUUAAACCGAAUCCGAUACAAUAAUAUUAAUAGAUUUAUCCGACGACGAACUUCACAAAGCCAUUUUGAAGGCUGCAAAUGAAACUAAUUCCGAGUUGUUACCUGCCAAAUGACUUAAAACCGUUGCCGUCAUCGUCAUCUUUAUGCGACCUGCAACCGAUGCCAUCCUCAUCGACGUCAUCUACCUUCCCGUUGAAACCAAAUAACUCUACUGGACCGGCAAUUCUUAAUAGUCUACAGAAUACAACAAAUUAUAUUUUCAAUAUUAAUAUUUAUAAUAAUUAGUAGUUUUUAGUUAAAGUUUUGUAUAUUAUUAUGUUUGUUGGAAUGAAAUAAUUUUAGAAAAAUGGGUUGGUAUACUUUUUGUAUAUACGGUCGUAGAAAAAAUAAUGUUCCUAACUCAUGCGUAAAGUGUCUUUCCCGCACUUGACCGCUUGCCCGAACUCCGCUCCGCGUCGUUCGGGACAAAUGCAGUCGCGUGCGGGAAAGUAUCACUUUCCGCACUUGUUAGGAAAAUAACUAUGUGAAAUGACAUUUCUAAUUGUUCCAAAUAGAGCCAGUAAAUCAACAACGACCAAUAGGAGUCAAAAAAUAAUUUCCAACGCAAAAUCGAACGUGAACGUAACGCCAACGAAUAUAUACAACUUUAGACGAUACGCAUGAAAGAGAAAUAGAACUGCAGAUUCUGCAAUUGCUCUGUCCGUUUCUUCAAAAAUCUUAAAUACCUUGAAACAAUAAUACUGACACAUUGAGAAGUGGGACACAAAAACCCCAGAUAAAUAGCCUCAAGUGCUCAAGAUGUACAACACCCACGAUCUUUUCACAUUAGUGGAUGAUCGCUCUAGCGAAGAAAUAAAUAACUGAAUGAAAUUCCGAAAUUGACAUUGUCAAAAAUUCUGCCAUAAAUUCGUGGAAGUCUGUUGAAUUUACAAUAUAUGUAUUCACUAAGCCUCCAUAUUGUAAGUCUAUAGCGCUGAAGAUGUGCGUUUCACAUAUACAACACCCACGAUCUUUCCACAUUAGUGAAACGUCUUCCUGGGCAUUAACUCGACGCCACAGAUCGAUUUCAUUCAUCUAUGUGAUCGCCUUCAAGAGCAAUAUAAUAAUUCCAACAAUUUCUUACCGGCAAGCAUUUUUUGAGAUCAGUAAAUCGCUAGUAAUCACUGGUGGCCACAUCUGGACUAUAAGGUGGAUACGAAAGCAAUUCUAAGUGUAAUUUAUUCAAUUUAACCAUCAUUGUUAUCGACUUGUGAAUCGGUUCAUUGUCUUGAUGAAACAAUGGCAUUAUCUUCGACAUAUGAGGCCGUUUUUCCUUGAUUUUUGCAUUUAAACGAUCAAAGAACUCUAUUUAGUAUUUUCUUUUCAUUUUCUCACCCUUUUUGGAGAUAGUGAAUGAACAAUAUUCCAUGCGUAUCCCAAAAUAAUGAAGCCAUAAUCUUCUCAGCUGACUGUUAUGCUUUUGGACGCUUCGGACGUGGUUCACUGGCUGUAGUCAACUCAGAUGAUGGUCGUUUUGAUUCCGGAGUGAAGUAAUAGAUCCAUGUUUCAUCCAUUGUCACAUAUUGAUGCAAAAAACUUGAUUCAUUACGUGUAAACAUGGCCAAACACUGCUCUGAAUGAUCAAAACGUUGUGUUUUUGAUCGACUGUGAGUAAACGCGCUAUCUACUUUGAAAAAAACUUUUUCAUGGUCAAAUGUGAAAGUUCUGAUGUCUUUACGGCCUCAGCUAUCGUGAACGUGUGUUAGUCACACGACUUAUUGAGUAAUGUAUUAUGUAAAAUUGUAAAACUUACGUUGUGAAAAUGGGGUGAGAUUUGUCAAAAACUCUGUCAUAAAUUCAUGGAAGUCCGUUGAAUACAUAAAUUUAUUAUUACAUAUUACAAGCCUACAGCGCUAAAGAUUUUGGUUCCAUUUAUAAAACACGACUUUUUUAUAUUGAUGGAGUGGAAAUUUCAGCUUUCAAGGACAAGUGGCGUUGUGAAUUUUGAAUGGAAUGUAACCAAAUGAAUCAUACUAAACUCAUGCAAGGUUGCUACGUUAUAGCCUCCAAAAUUUGAAUUCUUAUAAAUAAUUUGAAUCCUUAAAAUAAUCAUCCCGCAACAUAUACAAAUAUCCAAUUUGUACAUUUAGAAGUUACAAACGUUUUUAUUGGAUUAUAUUCUUAAAAUGUUUAUAAUUCAAAUGUAUAGAAAAUUGUCUUAAAUUUACUAAAUGCUAAAAGCUGAUGCACAUUAUAAGUUCGAAAAAACCUAAAGGUAAAACCAAUCAAUAUUUAGAAACCAGAUAACGUAGACCUCGGCUUUAAGAAAAGAUGAAAGUAGAAAAGAUUGUAAUUUCUUCAUACAUCAGUCGAAAAUACGUAAUUUCGCAGGGUCGAAAGUUUGAUAUUUGCUCCCUGUGAGAAGAACUCGCGUGCCAAGUCUGGUGAAUAAGGUGGGUGGUCAACCAAUUCGUAAGUUUUAGCCUUGGCAAUCACCGAAGGUGCGUUGUUCCUGGAAAACACUUUCUUUUUCUUCAAAUCCAAUCACUUCACUGCAAUAAGUGACAUCUUAAGGUUGAGAUCGGAAGCCUUUCAGAUAACCAUAUUAAUAUACAAGACAUAAAUCUGGUAUCAUAGUUUGAGCAUUUGGUACUAAGAGUGAGGUUAUAAUAUUGAUACAUUAAAAAUUUUGAGGUUUAGUACGCUUCUCAUUAUGUGGAUAUUAUUUGCCCCGAUAGUUUUACAAUACGUGUGAAUAGAUACCUCUGUGUUUACUGUUCGGGAAAGAUGUGCCUUGGUAGCAGAUUUCACAGGCUUGCACUUCUCUAAAGAAAUGAGUCUCGAUAAUUGACGUUCUGGACGUCUGCAGGCGAACUCUGAGUUCAUGAGCCACGUCUGCCCCUCGACUAGGUGUUGUGGGAUUAUGUUAGACAGGUCGGAAGAGCAUCUGCCUUGAUACUAUCGAUAAAAGAGAGUAAGGCCAGUGACUUCUAUGCUCUGAGCUAUCCAGGUUUCGAAUCAACUCGAUCGCCUAUAAGUCGAAUUGAGUCCAACUUCCUAAAGGUAUACUUGAGAGCUGAGCUUCAAAUGUGCGAGAAACUGUGGCAAAGUAUAUAGCUUUUUGGUUUUAAAGAGGGCUCCAAGUUUUUGUGAAGCUUCCUUAGCUAAUUCGGCCUAGUGACAAUGGCAGGACAUUAUAUUUGAACAUAGAGUACUUAACAACAAAAUUGAUGUAUUAAUUCAGCUUAUAGAAUUUAUAAGACAGUAAAAUUACAUCAAUGCUAUCACUACAAUCAAGAAUAUCCUGUAUGUUUUGUUUUAAUUCUAAAAUAUGCUCCUAAAUACAUUUCGUGAUAUUUAGUUAAAGAUAAUCAGAUUUUUCCGUAUUUUAAACUAGCCCUGUAUAAGUUUAUUUUUUAUGCUUCAAAAUUCAAAUUAUCAUUAUUAAUCCUUCGUUUUUUUUUUGUAAAUUGAAAUUAAGUUUCAAUAGCUCCGUUUUUGGUUUGUUCUGGAAAUUUAUUUUUUGUUGUCGUCGAUAAUUUCCGGAUAACCUGAUGUUAGUUAUUAUUGUAUUUAUAAUAACAAUAUGGAAAAUUUAGUUGUUUAUGGGGAUUGUUAAAUCUUUAAUUAUAUUUAAAUAAUGUUGUA
Molecule: messenger RNA, 5872 nt
Organism: Diorhabda sublineata
Lineage: Eukaryota; Metazoa; Arthropoda; Insecta; Coleoptera; Chrysomelidae
Product: facilitated trehalose transporter Tret1-like
Exons: 2
Coding region: 127-1515 (462 amino acids)
Biological process (GO): transmembrane transport
Cellular component (GO): membrane
Molecular function (GO): transmembrane transporter activity
Source: RefSeq, a predicted model, not a curated record